Messenger RNA from Kwoniella botswanensis, 3237 nucleotides. RefSeq lists its product as uncharacterized. The transcript has a single exon. Gene Ontology annotation, cellular component: endoplasmic reticulum membrane. The record is from RefSeq and is a predicted model, not a curated record. Gene Ontology annotation, biological process: GPI anchor biosynthetic process. Lineage: Eukaryota; Fungi; Basidiomycota; Tremellomycetes; Tremellales; Cryptococcaceae. The coding region runs from base 1 to 3237 and encodes 1078 amino acids. Gene Ontology annotation, molecular function: mannose-ethanolamine phosphotransferase activity.
AUGUCCGGGCCAGCUUCCUCACAGGUUGAGGAGAAGCCUGCAUCGGCGACUCCGAGGAAUCCCAAGCAGAUACGUUCCAGCUCAUGGCUGCGCAACCUCUCAAGGUGGAAUCUGGCAACCCUCCUACUUCUCUAUAUAACCUCUCUUCACGUCAUCGGUCUAUACAUCUUCACAAAAGGCUUCCUCCUCACCCGGCUUACUAUACCUCACGUAUCACCUUCAUAUACACCCUCUUCUCCCGCGCCAUUACCUGCAACACACUCCAAAGCUGUUAUAUUGGUGAUCGACGCCUUACGAACCGAUUUCAUCUCUCCUCAUUAUCCAUCACCCAAAUCACCUUAUCAUCAUGGUAUCCUCACUUUACCAUCUGAAUUAUCAGCUUCUCAACCUGAUCAUUCGCUCAUAUUCAACUCGUUUUCUGACCCACCCACAGCUACCAUGCAACGUAUCAAGGGAAUAACCACCGGCUCUUUACCUACUUUCAUCGAUAUCAGCUCUAAUUUCGCUUCUACCGCCAUAGAAGAAGAUUCCUUGAUCAAACAACUCUUAAAUGCUAACAGAACAAUAGGAUUUAUGGGUGACGAUACUUGGGUGAACCUAUUUCCGGACUCUUUCAACCUUUCUCAUCCAUACGAUUCGUUCAAUGUUGAAGAUCUACAUACGGUAGAUGAAGGGGUGAUCGAGAAUAUCUUUCCGUACCUUCAACCAGCCAAUCAAAGUAGAUGGGAUGUUCUGAUAGGUCAUUUCUUAGGUGUAGAUCAUGUAGGACAUAGAGUUGGACCUAAUGUAGAAACGAUGAAAACAAAAUUAGCUCAAAUGGAUCAAGUCUUACGUCAAAUUGUCGAUUUGUUAGAUGAUGAUACGCUGUUAGUGUUGUUGGGCGAUCACGGCAUGGACGAUAAAGGCAAUCACGGGGGUGAUUCGGAGCUGGAAACUUCCUCUGCCAUGUGGUUGUACUCGAAAUCUAAACCUUUGAAGGGAAAACCAGUAGAAGAAAGUAUAACCAACUCAUGGCCAUAUUAUACUUUCCCAAACUCGGCAGUACCCCUCAGACAUAUCAACCAAAUCGACCUGGUACCGACCUUAUCGCUUCUUCUAGGUAUACCAAUACCAUAUAACAACCUUGGAACAAUUAUACCCGAGUGUUUCUCCAGAGAUUUAUCGACGUUGGAAGCUGCAACCAGAGCCAAUGCGGAGCAAAUCGAUCGUUAUCUUAGUGCCUACGGUGAUGGAUCUUUGAAAUCGGCUUUACAAGGAUCAUGGAGUAAAGCCAGAGCUACUUUGGAUACUAUCGAUUCGAGCGAAGGCACUGCGCCAGAAAUAUCGGAUCACGCUUCGGCAGGUGUCGGCAAGGUAGCAGACUGGAUUAGAAAGGGCAAAGCUGCUGCUGCCGAAGCAUCAACUAAACCAUCGGACCAUCAGGCUCAACAGGACUCCAUCAACCAUCACCGACACUACUCUUUAUUGGCUCUCCGACACCUCAGAGCAUUAUGGGCUCAAUUCUCACUUCCACUCAUCCUGAUUGGUUCACUGAUUUUAGGAUUAAGUGUCCUGACACUCAUUGCGUUGUACGUAGGAGUGAGGAACAACAGUACCAACUGGGACGUUUACGCUCGACUCGCUCUCGAAACGUCUUUUACCGCUGCAGGUAUCAUCGGAUCUAUCGUCGGGACUUUAGCAGGUAUAUAUACCGCUCAACCAUCAACAGCUAUCAAAGUAUUCGUCAUCGCCUCUGUUAUCGUUUCCGAGAUCGUUAUCAUCUUUCCUCUUCUCCUUAAAUUCUCCCUUCCACAGACAUUCUCUAUCAAUCGAUAUAUUGGACCUAUCCUCCUCUUCGCUCAUGCGAUUUCCUUCGCUUCCAACUCAUUUAUAAUGUGGGAGGACCGGAUAGUCCUCUUCCUUCUCACUACCAUCCCAAUCAUAUACCUCAUCAAAGCCCUUUCAGCUCCAACAGCAGAUAUGCGGAUCAAAAUCAUCGGUCUAUCUCUCGCAUACGCCAUCAUCGUCAGAUUAUCAAGUACGAUAACAGUCUGUAGAGAAGAACAACAACCGUAUUGUCGAGUAACCUUCUACUCUGGCAAUACACCUGUAUCACCUCGUUGGGUCGUACUAGCCGUCAUUCCAUUGGCAUUGCAACUGCCUCGAGCGAUCGGUAUAACCCUCAGUCGAUCUAAAUCCCUAGCUGGAUCUGCACCCUUCUUCCUAGGAUACCUAUGGAGAGGAAUCUUGGUUCUCAACUCUGCUCAUUGGGUAUUGGAAUACCUAGAGUAUAAUUCCGACUCAAUAGGAUUAACUCCAUCAGCAAUAUCUACAGCGGGAUUCCUGAAAAUCUGGUUAGCCCGUAUAUCAAUCGGUAUCAAUCUCGGUGCAUUACCUUACAUAUGGUUGAUAUCACCAUUAUGUAUAACGGUGGAGAAGAAGAUUGAUCAAUCGACUGGUGAAUCUCAAAUCAGCGUACUGGGAUUUGCUAAUUCCUACGGAUCAACUUAUAUCCUGUUUUACAUUAUUCCAUUCACUUUGGUUCACUUGACCAAUCAGCCAAUGGGUCAAUUAGUCUUAUCUGCCUUGUUGGUGGGUCAACUGGUUUAUCUGGAAUUGGUAGAUACAAGAAGAGACGCUAUCGUCUUACAACAAUCUUUCGCCACUGCCAACUUCAAUAAUUCCGCUAGCCAAGGACCAGGUGGUUUCGAUGGAAUUGAUAACUCAACUACGAUUGUCCGACCAUCAUUCACCGAUUUAGUCCCGUUGGUAUUAAGUGGGUUUUUAGGAUUUUAUUCAACGGGACAUCAAGCUGUCCUUUCCUCAAUUCAAUGGAAAUCCGCUUUCAUAGGAUUCAACACCGUCACUUAUCCGAUAUCACCUUUGUUGGUCAUCAUAAAUACUUGGGGACCAUUUUUCCUUUCGGCGAUGGCGAUCCCUUUAUUGGCUUUAUGGAAUAUAUCUCCUAUCCCCUCGUCAUCCGCAGGAGGACAAGGAGCUAAACAACCGAUCUUGACGCAUGUCUUACAAUUGAUCCUUGGAUUUCUGAUUUAUCAUACCCUCAUUACGUUCUCCAGCGCGAUAACAUCAGCAUGGUUAAGAAGGCACUUAAUGGUUUGGAAAGUUUUCGCUCCUAGAUUUAUGUUAUCGGGUGUUACACUAUUGAUAGUUGAUUUAGGAUGUUGGAUUGCUCUGCUGGUUGGUGUGAGAGUGACGAGUUGGAAGGUGAAAAGAACUUUUGGAUGCGAGAGCGUUUAG